Molecule: messenger RNA, 1206 nt
Organism: Leptinotarsa decemlineata (Colorado potato beetle)
Lineage: Eukaryota; Metazoa; Arthropoda; Insecta; Coleoptera; Chrysomelidae
Gene: BRWD3
Product: bromodomain and WD repeat-containing protein
Biological process (GO): regulation of transcription by RNA polymerase II; regulation of cell shape; cytoskeleton organization
Cellular component (GO): nucleus
Molecular function (GO): protein binding
Source: RefSeq, a predicted model, not a curated record
UAUCCGGGAGUGAAAAGAGUUACUGGAGUUGAUAUCAGAACUCACCUCUUGUAGUUUUUCAAUUGUCAACAGUCAAUACCCUAACCUUGAUGAAAAUGUAAAUAUUAAAGUGGUUGAUAUGAUUUUAUACAACAAACUUUGAUAAAGUGGAAUAUCUACUGUAAUAAAUGAUGGAGAAUGAUACAAAUUCAGAAUUGAGAUCUGAUGUAUAUUUUUUGAUCCAAAAAUUUUUAUCUUGUGGUUCAUUGAAGAAGACAUUGAAGGUAUUCAAUGAAGAACUGGAAGAACAUAAAGUACUCCCGAAAAGAAUCGACUGGGAAGGAAAUGAACAUGAACGUUCUGUGGAUGAUAUGAUUAAACAAUUUCCCCAUAUUCGACCUGAUUAUUUAUUGCAUUUGUGUUAUCAGGCUACUAAUUCAUUUUUAAAUGGCAGCAGCUCCAAUGAAAACUCUAGCAGUUGUAGUAAAAAUAGAUCUUUUCUAAGUUUCAGACCAAAAAAUUGUAUUGGAAAUGAUAUUUUAACAAAUUUCAGACAAUAUUUCAACUAUGUAGCUAGAAGUCACCUAACUCCUAUACACAAUAUAGAUGCUCCAUUUAAUAUUGUUAAUUCCCUUCGGGGCAGGGAAGUAUCAGGACCAUUUUCAAGGCAAAGGGCUGUAACUCCAAAUAUAUACAGAUCUCUACAGAUUCAAAGAACUACUAUAGGACACCUUUCGGCAGUAUAUUGUUUAUUAUUUGAUCAUUCAGGAAAAUUCAUUAUAACGGGGGCAGACGACUUGUUGAUAAAACUGUGGUCGGCCUAUACUGGAAGGCUUAUAGCAGUUUUUCGAGGUGCUUCUUCUGAAAUAACCGAUAUUGCCAUCAACUCUGAGAACACUUUAUUAGCAGCUGGAUCAAUUGAUAGAAUUAUCAGAGUGUGGAAUUUACAGACUGGAUUCCCUGUAAUUGUUCUUACUGGCCACAAUGGUAUGAUAACAUCUGUAAACUUUUGUCCAACAGCAUGUUGGGGUGUAAGGUUUCUGAUCAGUACCAGUACUGACGGCUCCAUAGCAUUCUGGACAUAUACCUAUGAGUCAGGGGUUAAAGCAGAAUUCAGAAUUGGUUGAUACAUGGUGAAAAACUAUAAGGAGUUCAAAACCAUAUUCCUAAAUUGGAGGUACCAGAAAAAGCCAAUAUUUAGUGAGAUACAUGAUAAACUAUAAGCAG